This is a messenger RNA of Dunckerocampus dactyliophorus (ringed pipefish), 2035 nucleotides long. Its product is annotated as gastrula zinc finger protein XlCGF57.1-like. The record is from RefSeq and is a predicted model, not a curated record. The transcript is spliced from 2 exons. Lineage: Eukaryota; Metazoa; Chordata; Actinopteri; Syngnathiformes; Syngnathidae. The coding region runs from base 81 to 1667 and encodes 528 amino acids.
GAAAGAAAAGGAGGAAAUUAGCAACGCUCCAUGCGUGUGAUGAGUUCAUCUCGCUAAAAAAAACCCAAAAGAACAUCAAAAUGCUGAAAGAGUUGGUGAAGGAGCGACUAAUGGCGGCAGCCGAUGAAAUCUUCGCGCUGUUUGAGAGGACGAUGGCGUCUUACGAGGAGGAACUUCGUCGAACAAGAGAGGAGAGGGAGCGGCAACUGGAAGCUGUUAGCAAGACUCAAAGUGUGCUAGCAGUUGAAGACGUCCAGCAGCUGAUUGGUUGUCAAGAACGUCCCCCUCAGCCACAGGGAAGGAGCUCCACUUUGAAGCAGGAGGAUCCCCAGUCCCCCCACGUUAAAGAGGAAGAGGAGGAGCUCCGGAUAACUCAGGAGGGAGAGCGUCUUCCUGGGCCGCAGGAGGCUGAUCUCACCGAGUUGCCGCUAACUGGUGUCUCUGUGAAGACUGAAGACCUUGAAGACAAACCACCUGAGUCCUCACAGCUUCAUCACAGUCUGAGCGACAAGCCUCCAAGCAGCAAAACAGAAGGUGAUGGAGACCACUGUGGAGGAUCACAAGCAGACAAGCUCCUAGCUCCACUGUCGGAUAGUGACGACGCAAUGUCACUCCAUCCUGAGGCUGAAGACAGAGGCAGCACCCAAGAAGCUUUGAGCAGCGAUGCAGACUGUGACGGUGACACGAGGACCCACACUGACAACCAACACUCUGAACGUUCUAAAAAGGAGGCGGGUAAAAAGCGGUUUACCUGCUCAGUUUGUGAUAAAAGAUUUACUUUCAAGUGCUAUUUGGAGCAACACAUGCGGACACACACUGGAGAAAAACCCUUCAGUUGCUCAGUUUGUGCUAAAAGUUUUCCUAUUAAGUGCUACUUGGCUCAACACAUGCGGACCCAUACGAGAGAAAAAAUCUUCAGCUGUUCAGUUUGUGAGAAAAGCUUUCCCAAUAAGGGCUAUUUGACUCGACACAUGCGGACACACGGAGGAGAAAAACUCAUCAGUUGUUCAGAUUGCGGCGAAAGAUUCUUUUUCAAGUCGACGAUGCUUCGACACAUGAGGACGCACACGGGAGAAAAACCUUUUAGUUGCUCAGUUUGCGGCGAUCCGUUUGCGCAGGAGUCCACAUUGGCGAGACACAUGAGGAGACACACUGGAGAAAAACCGUUUAGUUGCUCCGUUUGCGGAAAAAGAUUUUCUCAACAACCACACAUGCUCGCACACCUGAGAACACACACAGGAGAAAAACCGUUUUGCUGUUCAGUUUGUGGCGAAGGUUUUGCCGUGAAGGUGUCUUUGACGACACACAUGAGAACGCACACAGGAGAAAAACCUUUUAGUUGCUCAGUGUGUGGGAAAAGAUUUAUUCAAAGGACACAUAUGUCUUUACACAUGAGAACACAUAGUGGAGAAAAACCUUUCAGUUGUUCACUUUGUGGGAAAAGAUUUGCUCAACGGCAACAUAUGCUAUCACACAUGACAACACACACGGGAGAAAAACCUUUCAGUUGUACCGUUUGCGGCAAAGGUUUUACUGUAAAGACGUCUCUGAAUAAACACAUGCAGGCACACACAGGAGAAAAACCCUUUGGAUGCUCUGUUUGUGGGAAAGGUUAUUUGUAUGAGAGAUGUUUGACAGCGCACAUGCAGACACACAGCGGCGAGUAAAGGUUUCCCUUUCCACUUUGUGCUAAAAGAAAAAUAAAUGGAAGCAUAAUGUCACACGUGAGAAGUCACCUACAACGUGAUGUGUUGUUUGUGUGAGACCAGAUUCCCUCAUGAGGUCUCACUUUUAGUGUGCAGCAGCUACAUAACUUUAAAUCAAUCUGAAGUAAAUGAGAAAAGUUGACUUUCUAACGAGCUCAGUCAGUCUGAUUGGGUUGAGAACAACAUGGAUAGUGGAGUUUUCCUCACCUCCCUUCUUCCCGACUACACAAGUGUAUGCCGAUAAUCUUGAAAAUGUGUUUGUGUCCGUUUUCUAUGAUUUUAUUACAAAGGUAAAAUAAGAACUGCGCACAUUCUUCGAAAUAAAUACG